CAGCGAGCGAGCCCGGGCAGAGGGAGGCGCACGAGCGCGCGCGACAGAAGGAGGCGGGGAAAGGAGGGGGCGAGGCGGAGGCGAGCGAACAGAGGGAGGGACCCGCCCGCCGCGCCCCGGCCGCUGGGCAUGUGUGUCCGCAGGCGCCCGACGCUGCCGAUGUCCCGGGGCUGAGCCGCGCCCAGGUGUCCCGGACAGUGCGUGCGAGCGUGUGUGUCCGCGCAGGCGAGCACCGCGCCGGCCCUGAGCCUCCCGCUCGCUUCCCCCGGCCGCGGUGCAUGUUCGCCUCCUGCCACUGUGUGCCGAGAGGCAGGAGGACCAUGAAAAUGAUCCACUUUCGGAGCUCCAGCGUCAAAUCGCUCAGCCAGGAGAUGAGAUGCACCAUCCGGCUGCUGGACGACUCGGAGAUCUCCUGCCACAUCCAGAGGGAAACCAAAGGGCAGUUUCUCAUUGACCACAUCUGCAACUACUACAGCCUGCUGGAGAAGGACUACUUUGGCAUUCGCUAUGUGGACCCAGAGAAGCAAAGGCACUGGCUUGAACCUAACAAGUCCAUCUUCAAGCAAAUGAAAACUCAUCCACCAUACACCAUGUGCUUUAGAGUGAAAUUCUACCCACAUGAACCCUUGAAGAUUAAAGAAGAGCUCACAAGAUACCUUUUAUACCUUCAGAUUAAAAGGGACAUUUUUCAUGGCCGCCUGCUGUGCUCCUUUUCUGAUGCUGCCUACCUGGGUGCCUGUAUUGUUCAAGCUGAGCUUGGUGAUUACGAUCCUGAUGAGCAUCCUGAGAAUUACAUCAGUGAGUUUGAGAUUUUCCCCAAGCAGUCACAGAAGCUGGAAAGAAAAAUAGUGGAAAUUCAUAAAAAUGAACUCAGGGGGCAGAGCCCACCAGUUGCUGAAUUUAACUUGCUCCUGAAAGCUCACACUUUGGAAACCUACGGGGUGGAUCCUCACCCAUGCAAGGAUUCAACAGGCACAACAACAUUUUUAGGAUUCACAGCUGCAGGCUUUGUGGUCUUUCAGGGAAAUAAGAGAAUCCAUUUGAUAAAAUGGCCAGAUGUCUGCAAAUUGAAGUUUGAAGGGAAGACAUUUUAUGUGAUUGGCACCCAGAAGGAGAAAAAAGCCAUGUUGGCAUUCCAUACUUCAACACCAGCUGCCUGCAAACAUCUUUGGAAGUGUGGAGUGGAAAACCAGGCCUUUUAUAAGUAUGCAAAAUCCAGUCAGAUCAAGACUGUAUCAAGCAGCAAGAUAUUUUUUAAAGGAAGUAGAUUUCGAUAUAGUGGGAAAGUUGCCAAAGAGGUGGUGGAGGCCAGUUCCAAGAUCCAGAGGGAGCCUCCUGAGGUGCACAGAGCCAACAUUACUCAGAGCCGCAGUUCCCACUCCUUGAACAAACAGCUCAUCAUUAACAUGGAACCCCUGCAGCCCCUGCUUCCUUCCCCCAGCGAGCAAGAAGAAGAACUUCCUCUGGGUGAGGGUGUUCCAUUGCCUAAAGAGGAGAACAUUUCUGCUCCCUUGAUCUCCAGCUCCCCAGUGAAGGCAGCCCGGGAGUAUGAAGAUCCCCCUAGUGAAGAGGAAGAUAAAAUAAAAGAAGAACCUUUAACCAUCUCUGAACUAGUGUACAACCCAAGUGCCAGCCUGCUCCCCACCCCUGUGGACGAGGAUGAGAUUGACAUGCUCUUUGACUGUCCUUCUAGGCUUGAGUUGGAAAGAGAAGACACAGAUUCAUUUGAGGAUCUGGAAGCAGAUGAAAACGCCUUUUUGAUUGCUGAAGAAGAGGAGCUGAAGGAGGCUCGCCGUGCUUUGUCGUGGAGCUAUGACAUUCUGACUGGCCAUAUUCGGGUGAACCCACUGGUCAAGAGUUUUUCCAGGCUCCUUGUGGUGGGCCUGGGACUGCUGCUCUUUGUAUUUCCCCUGCUCCUCCUCCUUUUGGAGUCAGGUAUUGAUCUCUCCUUCUUAUGCGAAAUCCGCCAGACACCAGAGUUUGAGCAGUUUCACUAUGAAUACUACUGUCCCCUCAAGGAGUGGGUGGCUGGGAAAGUCCACCUCAUCCUCUACAUGCUGGGUUGCUCAUGAAGUUAAUCUCUCACAUGACUAAGGGCUAUAUUCAAUGCUAGUGAUUUUUUUUUUUUCAGCAAAUGCCUGGUUCUGAAGGGUCAUGGGGCUGUCAACAGGUGUUCCUUACUCAUAAUGGAUUAUUCAAACCUUUAAGUUAGCUUUCCAUAAUUCACUGCACUUAAAUAAGUUUAAAUCAAAUACAGUUAUUUUAGUUACAGGUUAGGAAGAUGGUCUUUAAAUAACCAAAAAUAUGUUUAUUUUUUAUUAUAGUGUAGACAUACCCUUCAUCUAUUAUAUCAUAAUACAUGAUACAUUGGACUGAAUUAGAUUUUCCCAUUUCUAAUAGUUGGCACCAUUAUAAGCUAUAAGGUUCAGAAUCAGAAUUUUAGUAACAACUCAAGAGAAAGUUGUUGAAUAUAAUCCUUAGUGAAAACAGUGUCCUCUAACCAAUGCCUAUACAACUAAAUUUAUGCUGGGUUUUUGGUUCUGUUUUUUUAAAAAUAUUUUUAUGUGUUCAAACUAUUUUGGUAAAUUUUUAGCAAAAAAAAAAAAAAAAAAAGAAGCCUCCUGGAGUUAUUUACAUGUACAGAUUGUAAGACUAAUGCACAAAAGGUAUAUCAGAAUUUUUUUAAUGUUUUGGCGCUACUUUGUUUUUAAAAAUAUUUUUGGCUGAACAAUACCAUAAUUUGUUAUGAUCUGCAUAGGAGAUAGAAAAUGGGUAGAAAGACACUAUAGUAAGUAAGCUGCUAAAACAGAGGAUGGAACUGGAGGAUGUAGAAACUGAGAGCAUCAAGUGGACUCAGGGUGGUCCAUUUUUCAAAGUAUUUGGACAAGAGGACUUGUUAUUUUCAUUUGUAUUCUGUCCGUAUAUUUUGGCUGGAGAAGCAGAUGUUUUAAAAAGAAAGUGAGAGUUUAAAGGAAAAAAGGUAACAGAUGUACUAGUCAGUUGCAUCUCAGUGUACAUUAACCCAAGAGUGAAGGCAGAUAGGAACUGGAGAAAUGGAAAGUGGCAAAAAUGAGUUCUGGUGAGGCUGGCAGGCAAAUGGUGACAGGCGAAUGGUCUAUUUUAUGAAAGUGAUGGUGAUGCCAGCGUUCGAUGAUGUGAAGAGCAGUGCAGUCGCUGUCCGAGUUAACAUGAACAUGUUUAAGUGGAUCUAAAUAAAAGUGGAGAAACUUUAAGGUAAA
Molecule: messenger RNA, 3239 nt
Organism: Pan troglodytes (chimpanzee)
Lineage: Eukaryota; Metazoa; Chordata; Mammalia; Primates; Hominidae
Gene: FRMD3
Product: FERM domain containing 3
Exons: 14
Coding region: 279-2072 (597 amino acids)
Biological process (GO): actomyosin structure organization
Cellular component (GO): cytoskeleton
Molecular function (GO): cytoskeletal protein binding
Source: RefSeq, a predicted model, not a curated record